AUGAACGUGCAUGGAAAACGUGUCGUAAGAGACUAUAUGGCCGGAAUUAUUCACGUACGCGAACAGCUUUCGGCUGCCAGAGAAAGAAGGAAAAGAUGUCUUGAAUUGGUUGACGUUCGCCGGUUAAAGCUGCAACAGUUCACCCAGCUCUUCACCUGCGAGAAUGACGCUCAACAGUGGCUCGAAGAAUUGCAUGAAACCCUGCUGAAAGACUAUAAUCAAAUGGGUGGUGCUGAGGACGAUCUACGCCAUUUACGUGAGGAUCGAAUGAAACUUGAAGAAACGGCCAGGAGCACCUACGAGUACGGUCGGCAGUUGUGUCAGGUGGCGUUGGUUUUGCGAAGAUCGCUAAGGAUGGACGUCAAAAAUCAGAUAGGACUAAACGAGAAGCUGGAGCAGACAUGGGGACGAUUGUGCCGAGCUCUGAGUGAAAAUGAGGCGAAACUGAAUGUUACCGAGGCAUUCAAUACCACCAUUGUCGAGGUGAACCCAUCGCAUAGAGGAGCUUGGCCAAAGAGUGAGUGA
This is a messenger RNA of Ostertagia ostertagi, 525 nucleotides long. NCBI's taxonomy places the organism in Eukaryota, Metazoa, Nematoda, Chromadorea, Rhabditida, Trichostrongylidae. The record is from the annotation of a GenBank genome assembly.